Geodia barretti is the source of this 1557-nucleotide messenger RNA. The record is from the annotation of a GenBank genome assembly. Lineage: Eukaryota; Metazoa; Porifera; Demospongiae; Tetractinellida; Geodiidae.
AUGCCCAACAGCGACACCAGCGCGGCCCUCAGCUUCCACGACGCCACCAAGCUCAAUUACAUCAGCCUGUCCACAAAGCCGCCCCUCUAUAAAUCGUAUCCCGGCCUGCCGACCGUCGCCCUGCCGGCGGAGAUGCCAUCGCCCGAGGCGCCCACGCUGCCAGCAGUCGGCGGCGUGAUGUCCGAAUCGCCGGAUCCGCUGGAUCUUGCCGCCGUUGCCCAGCUGCUUCACUACUCCGCUGGGCUGAUACGGCGCAGCACCCUGCGGACUGCUGGCGAGGUACACUAUCGAGCCGCCGCCUCCGCCGGCGCGCUGUACCCCAUCGAGCUUUACGUGGUCUGUGGCGACCUGCCCGGCCUGGCUGCUGGCCUCUACCACUACUCCCCCUCCGGCAACUCGCUCUCCCUGCUGCGUUCCGGCAACUUCCGGGGCAACCUGGCCGCCGCAACCGCCGGUCAUCCAAGCGUCGCCGACGCGCCGGCCACCAUCGUCUGCAGCAGCGUGUUCUGGCGCAGCGCCUGGAAGUACCGCGAACGGGGCUACCGUUACUGCUAUUGGGACAACGGGACCAUCCUCGCCAACAUGACCGCCACGGCCAAUGCCCUGGGCCUGUCAGCCGAGAUCGUCGCCGGGUUCGUGGACUCGGAAGUUGAUGCCCUGCUGGGCCUUGAAUCGUCCAGCGAAGCCACGUUCUGCCUCGUCCCCAUCGGCAACGGCAGUCCUACACCGCCCGCAGUCAGCCCCCUCGAUGCAGUCGACGCCGGAGUGCUGGGAGUCGAGCGGCGUACCGAGUACCCAGAGACCAGCACCUUGCACGCUGGAUCAGUCCUCGCCAACACCUCUGAUGUUGCCAGAUGGCAAAAUUCUGCCCACGUUAGGAAGGACAGCGCAAACGCCAAGGAAGGGCCGGAUUCAGCACUCCUCGGUGCCACCAUCGCCCACAGGGGAUCGACGCGCCGCUUCGCCCGCGAGGCCAUGCCCACAGGGCGGCUGGAAGCGCUGCUGGCCGCGUGCACAUCGCCCGUCCCGGCAGACUACGGUGGCGGACUUAUCGACACCUACCUGAUCGUCAACGCCGCCGAGGGAAUCAGCCCCGGAACGUAUUUCUACUCGCCCGAAGAGGGGCAGUUGCAGUUGCUGGCGGAGGGCGAGUUCCGGGAGGAGGCGGGGCACCUGUGCUUCGAGCAGGCUCUGGGUGCGGACGCCAGCGCGGUGGCGUAUUUCAUGGCCGACCUGGACAGCAUUCUGUCGCGAUUCGGCAACAGGGGAUACCGCAUCGCCCAGCUGGAGGCGGGGAUCAUGGGCGGACGGAUGUACCUGGCCACCCACUCCAUGGGGCUGGGUGCCACCGGAAUGACGUUUUACGACGAAGCCGUGACCGCGUUCUUCUCUCCCCACGCGGCGGGCAAGAGCCUGAUGUUCCUGGUGGGGCUUGGCAUAACGCACGAGCGCAACCAGGUGCAUCCCUUCCGCUCCCGCAUCGGCAUCCUGAAGGACUCCCUCGCUCGCGGGGCAGGAGCGCAGGGCAGGGACGUCCCAGACUGGCUCUACGCUUAA